Messenger RNA from Protopolystoma xenopodis, 336 nucleotides. Lineage: Eukaryota; Metazoa; Platyhelminthes; Monogenea; Polystomatidea; Polystomatidae. The record is from the annotation of a GenBank genome assembly.
AUGUCCCGUCCUGAAUCAAAUAUGGGGACGGUCCGUCUGCAUCGGCCUGCAAGUCGUCCUACUUUUUCAUUGCCAUUUACCCCUUUGGUGCCUAAUGAUAUUGCUACUAAUGGUUUAAGAGAAGGUUCUGAAUCCUACUCCGGAUCUGCAAUUGAUUGGGAUGCACACGUUGUCAAUUUCGUUUCUCAAUGCUUGCAUCCCGGCCUUGUUCGUCGCACGUCAUCUGCUGCUGGACACGCUAACUCUCUUAUUUCUAUAGGAUCUCCUACAUAUACCGGGAUUCAGCAUCAUCCUGUACGUAAUAAGACUAUUGUUAACAUCUUUUCAUUGUUCUAA